Messenger RNA from Phyllostomus discolor (pale spear-nosed bat), 3162 nucleotides. RefSeq names its product solute carrier family 10 member 2 (gene SLC10A2). Bases 178 to 1224 code for a protein of 348 amino acids. Gene Ontology annotation, biological process: bile acid and bile salt transport. Lineage: Eukaryota; Metazoa; Chordata; Mammalia; Chiroptera; Phyllostomidae. Gene Ontology annotation, molecular function: bile acid:sodium symporter activity. Gene Ontology annotation, cellular component: apical plasma membrane. The transcript is spliced from 6 exons. The record is from RefSeq and is a predicted model, not a curated record.
UAGCAUUUAUUGUUUUUUAUUGCCUCUCUGAGGUGGCUUUUGAAAGAGACACCAAAUGACAGGUUUAGAAAGGGUUUAAAAGUUUGACGUGACUGCAGUAGGCACUACUUACCUAGUGGCAAGUGGAAGAUUGGUGCUUCUGUGGAUUUCUGUGACCAUUUGAGCCAAAAGCCAGCAAUGAAUAACUCAACAAGCUGUUUGGCCACUGCAACAAUUUGCAAUGGUUCAUCCUGUGUGGUGCCUGUCAGCAAUUUCAACACCAUUCUAAGUUCGGUCCUGAGUACCGUCUUGACCAUUCUACUGGCUAUGGUGAUGUUCUCCAUGGGUUGCAAUGUGGACAUUAAGAAAUUCCUGGGGCACGUAAAGCGGCCAUGGGGCAUAUGCAUUGGCUUCCUCUGUCAGUUUGGAAUCAUGCCCCUUGUGGGAUUCAUCCUGUCGGUGGCCUUUGACAUCCUUCCCAUCCAGGCCGUAGUGGUGCUGAUCAUGGGAUGCUGUCCUGGAGGAACUGCAUCCAAUAUUUUGGCCUAUUGGGUUGAUGGCGACAUGGACCUGAGCGUCAGCAUGACUACAUGCUCCACACUGCUGGCCCUGGGAAUGAUGCCACUGUGCCUCUUAAUCUAUACCAAAAUGUGGGUCGACUCUGGGACGAUCAUAAUUCCCUAUAAUACCAUAGGUACAUCUUUGGUUGCUCUUGUUGUUCCUGUUUCCAUUGGAAUGUUUGUUAAUCACAAAUGGCCCCAGAAGGCCAAGAUCAUACUUAAGAUUGGGUCCAUCACAGGUGGAGUCCUUAUUGUGCUCAUAGCUGUGGUUGGAGGAAUACUGUACCAAGCUGCCUGGAUCAUAGCUCCUAAAUUGUGGAUUGUAGGAACAAUAUUUCCUGUGGCUGGGUACUCCCUAGGGUUUUUUCUGGCUAGGAUAGCUGGUCAGCCCUGGCACAGGUGCCGAACAAUUGCUUUGGAAACAGGGAUGCAGAACACUCAGCUGUGUUCAACUGUAGUCCAGCUCUCUUUCACCUAUGAGGAGCUUAAUGAGGUCUUCACCUUCCCACUCAUCUACAGCAUUUUCCAGCUCACCUUUGCAGCAAUCUUCUUAGGAAUUUACUUGGCAUAUAAGAAAUAUUGUGGAAAAAACAAUGAGGAAUUUCUAGAGAGCAAAAACAAUGAAACAGUCUCCGAGUCAUCACUCUAUAAGGUGAAUGAAGGAUUUCAAGCACAUGAAAAGUAAACAACAAGUGGACAAAAAAGAAGAAUUCUAAGGAAUAUGCUUCAGCUGUAACAAUAUUUAAUUAUUUGUUUUGAUGGAAUAUUUGGUAGAAAAAAAUGAAGUGAAAUCUUAAUUUCCAAUUGAAUCCAUAUAUAUACAUUGGUUUUGGUACCAGAGAUGGUGAUCCAAAUCUUUAAUAUGACAAAUGUUUAUAUGUAUAUAAAUAUUUUUGUGUCUUAAAAAUAUGCCAAAUAAAUACCCUCAGACCUCAGACUAAACCUGCCAGAAUUCCUGGACAGAACUUACCCAGAAUUUCAUAGCUCAGAGAUGAGCACUUGACUUUUUGUAUUAUAAAAUAGAUCCACUGAAUUAUUAUUAUAGUGAUUAAAAUUUUCUCCAGUAUUUACAAUUGUUAAAAAGAUUGAAAUUAAUGUCUCAUUGACAUAUUAUUUUGAAAAUGUUGGAACCUAUUUAUAUAACUUUGUAGUGUAACAUGGACAAAUAUCUGAUGUCUUGUAUACAAAAAUGCAGAAAUUGUCACUUCUCUAAGUUAUAAUCCAAAAGCAAAAAUAAGAGAAAAGUUACUAAAUAGAAUCUAGUAACCAAAUUAGAAUCAUGACCAUACUCAUCACUGAUAUUAUAUACCCACUAGACUUUUUGCUUUAAAAAAAAUGGCUUGAAUUUAGCAAAGUGUUUUUAAAACCCUGGUGAGGAACUUCUCAAGGUUUGCCUGCAUAAAGCAGGUCCACAUUGGCUAAUAUGACAGCUAUUUGUUUCCUAUGAAGCCUCAUAGUAAGUAUCAUGGAACAAGGAGGUGGCAAGAAUCACAAAGACAGUAGAAGUAUUGGAAGAAACACUACUACUCCAGUGAGUGAAUUCAAUUCAGUGGGAGAUAACAGCUAAUAUAUGGGAAAGCACAAAUAACAGAAACACACUUGAAAUACAUGACAAGAGUCUAAUAGUUGUGCAGAAGUAAAUAACAAUAAGAGAAAUGAAGUCAGAGAGCCAUGGGGGAAGUGAGUAUUAAACAGUAUUUGAGAAAAAAGAGAACAUGCCUAGGUCCAUAAGAAGGAAGGGCAGUGUCAAGUGAGUUCCUUGAAGGCUGUAAGUAGGUGUAGUAAGAAGAAGCAAGUGGAUUUGUUCAAUAGCAGCAGGGUAUUAUGGCAACAGGAAAACAACUGGCUGAAUGUUGGGUUCUUAAUUAUAGUGUCUAAUUUAAUUUCCGUCAUUCUGCAGCAAGAUGCAGGCACAUAACUCAGUUCACAGUGUUUUAGUUCCAUUUUCCUUUUGGACAUUUUUACUGCCUCAUUGACUCCCUUUCAAAUAUUUUGGCUCCAAAGGGCCUUUUGCAUUUAGAUAAUGUGAGUUUAGAUCUGCUGGUGCACCUUGGCAUUACAGGAAUAUGAAUAUUAACUCUUAAUUUAGUUUUAAGAGGUGUGAGGAUGCUGCUUUGCAAUGUUGUAACAUUUAUACUUUUUUAUACAAGAUUCACAUUUACAAUUUAAUAAUACCCAUAUAUUUUUCUAUCACUAGACAAAUAUAUUACAAGGGACUAGGGACUUCUGUUAAAGAUAGUAGGGGAAAUGUGGUGCACAUUUUCUUAUUAGGGAAAGUUAAAGAACAUGAUUCCAACAGUGCAAAAGGAAGACUUUCAGUCUAUUGUGAAAUACUUCCUAUACUUUCUUCAUCAAAUAGGUGACAAGACAGGUGCACUAAAGACACACUGUGAAUUCAUAUCAUAAUUCCCACACACCCAAAGUCAAUGGCCUGGAUGCCAGCAGCUACAGCAAACAGGUUUUUCCUCUCUGCUGAUCAAGAUAUGUGAGUGAAAAAGAACUUGGCUUUCUUACAUGAUGUGGUGUCUUGUGAUUUCUGUUUUCUUUUUUUCCUAAUGUGCUAAAGGGAAGAAAAAUAGCUAAGCUUUUAAAAUGACAGUUCUGCAUUUUUAAAUGACUUUGA